GAUUAUCGUGACUCAGACCGGUACUCAGAGCGCACUGUGUCUCGAUUAGAUAAAUUCCAAGAGAGGAAGCAAGUGCCUCAGCGCGAGAGAGAGAACAUUAGGCUGAUAUUAAUCAGAAGACGAGCGAUUCAGGCUCUAGUAGUAUAGGCGAUAGCUAGUCUGGGAAGAAAGCUGGAAGAAAGAGAGAAAGCUAUAGAGAGAUAUUGGGAAUGAGUAACCCAUCCAUUAUAUUCCAGCAUAAGAAGUUGCUCCGAUAAACAACGAUGACAGAUCCUAGUGCAACCAAGAACCUGGAGGAGUUCGGCUAUGGCCUGCAUGAGCAAUUAAGCAAUGCGAAUCCCGGCAAGAAUCUCAUUUACUCGCCCCUAUCCAUACAAAUGUGUGCGGCAAUGGUGCGCAUGGGGGCAGAGGAGGGGACGGCCACAGCCCGGGAACUGGACGAGGGACUGCGGUUCAGUGCCAGCAAUGUGGACAAAAUAGCCGAUGGCUUCGAGGCUGUAUUCUCUGCCUUUCGGCAGUGCAAGGCCCUGAAGAUGGCAAACAAGCUGUUCAUCAUGAAGGAGUGCAAGCCCAAUCAGAGGUUUGCCAGUAUUCUGGAGAAGAAGUAUCACUCCAAGCCGAUGAGCAUCGACUUCAGGAGCAGCUCAGCUGCGGAGACCAUCAACAGUUGGGUGGAGGAGGAGACCAACAAGCUCAUCAAGAAUAUUGUCAGCCCGGGCGCCCUGACCAACAGCACUCGCCUGGUCCUAGUCAAUGCCAUUUACUUUAAGGGCGUCAGGUUCGAUGAGGAGGAUACGCGCGAGGCGGAGUUUUUCCUGGAGAAGGGCAAGCCCAUCAAGGUGUCCAUGAUGAAGGUUGUGCACAAGUUUAUGUAUGCGGAACUGCCCAAACUGGGGGCAAGAGCCAUCAAAAUGUUAUACGCAUACCUAUCCAUGAUUAUAAUUUUGCCCAACGAAAGUACAGGUCUGAAGACUCUGGAGCAAAAGCUACCGACCACCUCCUUAAAGGCUAUUACAUCCGAAAUGUCCCUCAUAAAAGUUGAUGUCAAGAUCCCAAAGUUUAGAGUCGAAUUCGAGCAGGAGUUGUCCUCAGCCUUUAAGAAGAUGGGCAUGAAGCGUAUAUUCAGCGACGAGGCCGAGCUGGGCCAGAUUUUGGAGUCCCAGGAGGCCAUCAAGGUCUCCCAGAUGUUACACAAAGCCUUCAUAGAUGUCAACGAGGUGGGAACUCACCGCAAUGGCUGCUGUUAUGGUAAUGCGAAUCCUGCCCGCCACCCCAGUGGAUCGACCAAAGGCCUUUCACGCCAACAGACCCUUCCACUAUACGAUCUGUGAUCGUAAUCCUCUUUCAUGUCAUCCUCUUUGUGGGAAGCGUGACGGCUGGGGUGUAACAUAAAUUAUUAUUCUAUCAUAGAUUAUUAUUCUAUCAUAAAUUAUUAUUCUAUCAUAAAUUAUUAUUCUAAAAUUAAUUGAAUAAGAAUACAACUCUAAUCUUUAAA
This is a messenger RNA of Drosophila miranda, 1495 nucleotides long. RefSeq names its product serine protease inhibitor 42Dd. Gene Ontology annotation, molecular function: serine-type endopeptidase inhibitor activity. The record is from RefSeq and is a predicted model, not a curated record. Lineage: Eukaryota; Metazoa; Arthropoda; Insecta; Diptera; Drosophilidae.